AUGUGCAUUGCACUUUAUUAUAUUAAUCCCAAAGGAAAAUUCAGAUUUAUAUUGCUUUUCAAUAGAGAAGAAUACUCUAAAAGACCCACUGAUCAAUUGAAAAUCAUCCUCAAUGAUGGAAAUAACAUCAUAGUUGCAGGACAAGACAAACUACAAUCAGGAACAUGGCUUGGAUUCAAUAUUACCAAUGGAAUGAUUGUAUUUCUAACUAACAAAAACCACCUAUUUUCUGUUUCCUUUUCUUAGAAAAUAUCGCAAAUUAGAAACCAAAUCAGGAUGUCCUAUCCAAACCUCAUGAAAUUCUUAUAUCCUACACUUAAAUCAAGGGGACAAUUAAUAGUCGAUUUAUUGUAGAAAUUUAGCAUAGAACUGCCUCAGCAAUUCGAUUUCCAACUUUAAGGUUAACAUCUCAAAUGCACCUAUCAGAUAGAUAAUAAAAGUCAUGAUGAUAGCGAUUUAACUAAGAGUAAAUUAAUGCAAGCAUAAUUAAAGAAGGAAUAAUAUAUGGGAUUUAAUUUAUUUGUGGGGAAUAUAAUUAACCAGGAGUACUAUGUAUUAUCAUCUACAUCAGAUUCAUUUAAAAAAGUAAAUAAAAGUGGAACCGCUUGCAGUUUUAGUAACAUCGGAGAGAAUUAAAUAGAAAAGGAAAAAAUUGCUUAAAAUAAAUUUGAGUAGAUAAUAGAAAGUGAACAAGACAUAGAUCUCCUAUUUGAAAAGCUAUUUUAAUUGGCUUAAGAAAGAUUCGUUAGCAAUGAACUCUUUUUCAAGGCUUUUCCUGAAGAGUCAUAAUUCUUUAUCCCAGAGUAUACGACGAAAAUAGGAUAAAAGAGAGGCACGAGAACUACAUCUAUCAUUAUUUUCGAUGGGAUUAAAGUUGAAAUGAAAGAAAAAACAUAUUUGUGA
Paramecium tetraurelia is the source of this 903-nucleotide messenger RNA. RefSeq lists its product as uncharacterized. Lineage: Eukaryota; Ciliophora; Oligohymenophorea; Peniculida; Parameciidae. The transcript has a single exon. The record is from RefSeq and is a predicted model, not a curated record.